This is a messenger RNA of Manihot esculenta (cassava), 935 nucleotides long. Its product is annotated as probable inactive dual specificity protein phosphatase-like At4g18593. Gene Ontology annotation, biological process: protein dephosphorylation. The coding region runs from base 164 to 592 and encodes 142 amino acids. Lineage: Eukaryota; Viridiplantae; Streptophyta; Magnoliopsida; Malpighiales; Euphorbiaceae. Gene Ontology annotation, molecular function: protein tyrosine/serine/threonine phosphatase activity. The record is from RefSeq and is a predicted model, not a curated record. The transcript has 3 exons.
GUUGUCGUUUUGACAAAUGGAGGGUAUUCGACAACGGAAAUCCAGGCGUAAAACGCCAAACAAAAUACAGGUUCAGAGUGACACAGAAAACUUCCGAGCAAUCGGACCAGUGAAGAAUCUUUGCUGCUGUUUAAGCAGUACAUCUGGCUAGUAGCUAUCGAUAAUGGCAACAAUGAAUGACUCAGUUUUGGAGCCUGCCUCGGAAUCUGAGACAGCAGCCAAUUACACUAAUUUGGGACCUUGUUCAAGGCCUCAAGUUAUUUAUCGGUGUAAAAAAUGUCGGAGGAUUGUUGCCUCAGCAGAGAACAUAGUUUCCCAUGAACGAGGAAAAGGAGAACAGUGCUUUAAAUGGAAAAAGAGAAGUGGUGACCUCUUGGAAAAGGAACCAGCUGAAUGCUCUUCCAUAUUUGUAGAGCCCAUGAAGUGGAUGCAAACAGUACAAGAAGGUUUUGUGGGAGAGAAACUUCAGUGCAUUGGGUGCAAGGCACGCUUGGGUUCUUUCAACUGGGCAGGCAUGCAAUGCAAUUGUGGUACAUGGGUUAAUCCUGCAUUCCAACUACACAAAAACAGAUUAGAUGAAUGCUUUAUAUGAGUCAUAUCUAUUUGUUACAACAGAAAUGAGCGGAAGUCCUAGCAAUGGUUCAAGGGAGACAUUGCACAUAGGUGACUUGAGGUUUAGCAUGCUUAGAGGUCUAAUAGAGGCAGGACAUAUAUCGGAACUGGGGGGACCAAAAUAUAUAAAUUAGCAGGAACUUUAUCUGAAAAGUCCAGUUGCACCCACAACUUUUUAACAGUCUCUUUGAUUCUCUAUAGUUUUACUUUUUGUAACCAAUAGAUCUUUGAUUGAAUAAAAUACUAGUUUGUUUGGCACACCCCUGCUGACAGUGCUAAAAUAUUGAUCACUUUCAAUUUUUUUCAUUCAUUUUCAUUUUCUC